AUGGCGGUCUUGAACUCCAACGGCAUCAUUGAGUUCUUUACUGUCUUGCACAUGUCGUGGACGAAGGCGACUACCUCGAAGGCGUUGCCAACGUCGCCGAGGGCACGUUGGAAUGCACGUGGAAGGUACACCUUCGAUCUGCAAAUAUCUUCCACCAGCCGGAACUUAGUGGUCAUGAGGUACGUGUUCAGCAUCGACGACGGCAUCGCGUCGAUCUCGUCGAGGCUAAGCGGCAGCAGGUCCUUCAAGUAG
Trypanosoma grayi is the source of this 252-nucleotide messenger RNA. RefSeq lists its product as hypothetical. NCBI's taxonomy places the organism in Eukaryota, Euglenozoa, Kinetoplastea, Trypanosomatida, Trypanosomatidae. The record is from RefSeq and is a predicted model, not a curated record. The transcript has a single exon. The coding region runs from base 1 to 252 and encodes 83 amino acids.